This is a messenger RNA of Poecilia reticulata (guppy), 985 nucleotides long. Lineage: Eukaryota; Metazoa; Chordata; Actinopteri; Cyprinodontiformes; Poeciliidae. The record is from RefSeq and is a predicted model, not a curated record.
CCAAACGGGCAGCAGACGCAGCCAACCACAUUCACAAUCUUGAAGCCAUCGGACCAAUUGCAGGGUGAAGGGGGAGGGAGCUCACAGCACUGAUCUUCUGUUUGCAGCAUCCCAAGAGAAGCCUCUGUUGUGUGAAAUACAAGAAAAAGGGCAAGACAGCGGGAGUGAAUCCAAGGAAGCAACUCGAAGAACUGGAAGGGUGGAAUCUCUUGGGGGGUGGCAGCCAGGAUAGGGUUACUUUUGAUUUGUGGAGUUCAUCCUUAGAGCAAAUGGCUGUUGUGUCAGUGUAAACAGCCUGUGCAGUACCUGCAUUGCUGAAGGGGGAAGGAGAAGAGGAGGAGGCGGCACAGACACUGGAGCAAAUGUUACCUCUUCCUAUGAAUGUUUCCUGCUGUUAGGUAGCCCCAGUCCUGCUGCUGCUCACCUCUUAACAUGCAUGUUGUAUGUUGAGCUCAUAUGGAGGAAGAACCAUCAAUGCCUCAGCAGACCUUAAACCGACGGCAGGACGGCUGUACUGACCAUGAGGCACGUUAGAAACUAAGCAACACGUCAACAUCCACACCAAAAUAAAAGGGAAAAAGUUUGAGAAAAUCUGCUUGAGAAACCUACACCCGACCAUGGCUGUGAACACUGCCAAGACAGCGUCAAGUUUUCUCUCGACAACUGCAACAACCGCCACGGGCCCGUUGCUCUCAACGAGCCUCGGACCCAGAGAAAACAUCACCUCAAGAACAUUUAUGACUGUUACCCUAACGACAGCAGCAACAACAAACGAGAGCAGCUUCAACGCCACCGCGGCUCCAAACGUGGUGAUUGAGGGCUCGAGUGUUGGAAUGCUGCUGGUGCCCUUCGGCAUCAUCACCCUCAUUGGCCUAGCGGUGGCAAUAAUGCUGUACAUUCGGAAACGGAAGCGGUAAGUCUUUACAUUUUGCUGAACUAUCUCUACAAGAGGCUAGAGGAAGAUUUUUUUUUUAGUUUGUUGCAU